AAUAACAAAAUCAAUCCUCCCAAGAAAGAAGAACAAGAAAUCGAAGAGAGAAGGGAAGAAAAAAAGAAAUCCCAUGGCUCCCCUCCCCCUCCCCCUCCCCCUCCUCCCGCAAAACCCCCGGUGAGAAAUCACCCCGCAAAAUCCACCCCGCAACCAUUCCCCUCCCCCCCUCGCGUCGCGUCGGCCGCCGCGGGGGAAAAAAAGAUCCUCCGCCUCCGCCUCCGCCCCCAAUCCAAUGGCGCUCCUCCCCCAAAUCCUCCCCUCCCCUCGCCUCGCCUCCCCCAGCGACGCAUUCCGCCGGGCGCCUCGCGUGCACUCCGCCGUUGCCUCCUCCCCGGGCCGUCGAGGAGGCCGAGGCCGAGGCCGCCUCGCCACCGCGGCGGGGUCGGGGCCGUCGGCGUCGGAGCCGGAGCCGUACCAGCCGCCCGAGUCGGACGACGGGCUGGUGGAGCUGCCGCUGUUCCCGCUGCCGCUCGUGCUGUUCCCGGACGCGACCCACGCGCUGCACAUCUUCGAGUUCCGGUACCGCGUCAUGAUGCACACCGUGCUGCAGACGGACCUCCGCUUCGGCGUCGUCUUCUCCGGCUCCGGGGGCGGGGCGGCCGACGUCGGGUGCGUCGGGGAGGUCGUCAAGCACGAGCGCCUCGCCGACGACCGCUUCUUCCUCAUCUGCAAGGGCCAGGAGCGGUUCCGCGUCGCGCGGGUCGUCCGCACCAAGCCCUACCUCGUCGCCGCCGUGCAGUGGCUCGAGGACCGCCCGCCCGCCGAGACCCCCGCGCCGGGGGAGGACGCCGAGGCGCUCGCCUCCGACGUCGAGGCCCUCAUGCGCGACGUCAUACGCAUCGCCAACCGCCUCAACGGCAAGCCGGAGAAGGACGUCGGGGACCUGCGCCGGGGCCUCUUCCCGACCCCUUUCUCCUUCUACGUCGGCAACACCUUCGAGGGCGCGCCGCGGGAGCAGCAGGCGCUGCUCGAGCUCGAGGACACCGCCGCCCGGCUGCGCCGCGAGCGGGACACGCUCCGCAACACGCUCAACUACCUCACCGCCGCGUCCGCCGUCAAGGACGCCUUCCCCUCGUCGCCGUCGUCGGGAUGAGGUGAAGCCUUCCUCCUCUCCUCUCCUCUCGCCUUUGCCGCCACGAUGAUAAGGAGUUUGUGGAGGGUAUAGGACUAAACUUUCUUAUCACUUUUUUUUUCGCCUUUUAGUUUUUCCUCUUUUUUGUCACAAUUCUACGGCUAGGUUUUACUUCGAUGCAGCUAGCAUUUUAGCGUGUAAAAUUGUACUAUAAUUCGGUGUGUAUUAACUCAAGAAAAAUGUGGGGCUGUGAUGAUGAUCCAUGAUAAUGAUAAGAAUUUUGCUUUCUCAAUUUGAUGCUUCCACCUUCAGGUGUGGAAUAGAAUGUAGUACACUAUUGUGAAUUUUGAUUCGCAAUUCGAAUGGAAUAUUUGAUAGGAUUCUAAUCAUCAG
Molecule: messenger RNA, 1468 nt
Organism: Oryza brachyantha (malo sina)
Lineage: Eukaryota; Viridiplantae; Streptophyta; Magnoliopsida; Poales; Poaceae
Product: lon protease-like
Exons: 1
Coding region: 236-1096 (286 amino acids)
Source: RefSeq, a predicted model, not a curated record